Messenger RNA from Phasianus colchicus (ring-necked pheasant), 3274 nucleotides. RefSeq names its product gap junction protein alpha 9 (gene GJA9). Gene Ontology annotation, molecular function: gap junction channel activity. Lineage: Eukaryota; Metazoa; Chordata; Aves; Galliformes; Phasianidae. Gene Ontology annotation, cellular component: connexin complex. Gene Ontology annotation, biological process: cell-cell signaling. The record is from RefSeq and is a predicted model, not a curated record.
AAUUGACCUGAAAGAAAGCAGUGCUCUGUCCUGGCACUGCUAAAUGCUGAGCAUUGGUGUGCCAGUCCGUGUAAACAGUUAUAGCUGCAAAAUCCCUGCACUAAAGCACAGAGCAGCACAUCACUAGCAUGAAGUUGUCAGUGGAUACUUCCAACGUUUCCUCUAACACCUGAGAUUAUCAAACAGAACUUCAGCAUCUUUGCAAAGGUUGGGAGGCAUCUGCAGACCGCGUGGAUGGAUGAAGAUCCCUCUGUAGUAGCAGCAGGUUGAUGCCUCACAGCUGCUGCAAGUGCUUACAGAGAGCACUGGUGGCACAGCUGGAGCAAUCGAGUGCUUCCCUCACUGCCACCGAGCUGUGAAAUCGGACGUGACCUAUUGACUGAUCCUCAGACCGAAAUUAAAAGGUAUCGAUGGGCUCUUCAGAGCUGUUGUAGAGGAAGUGUGUUCACAUCCUACGCAGGACACUUGUAUUGGCGAUGCACUUUAGCAGGGCACUGAUCAGAGAAACCUAAAGGAGUGCUUAGUGCCACGUCUCGGCCUCGUGUUGGGCUGCUAUGGACCCGGCCAUCCCUGCCUCAUCUCUGCCUAUGCUGGGAAGCUCCGACACAGCAGAUGUACCUCUUUCCUUUGGAGGGUGAAAGGGAACAUGCAAAUAUAAAUUCAAGUGUGCAGAGCCUGCACUCCACCAAUUGCUCCGGUGGUGACAUAAACUGUUCAGAAUGUGAAAUCCACGCACACGGAUGGAAGAUGUCACUGGACACCAUACAGCUUAAUUUUACACAUUUUCUGUAAAGAAAGUGUUAAAAUGGCACAAUAACCAUGGGAGACUGGAAUUUCCUUGGAGGCAUUCUGGAGGAGGUCCACAUUCACUCCACUAUUAUUGGCAAGAUUUGGCUAACCAUCCUCUUCGUGUUCCGAAUGCUUGUCCUUGGAGUGGCCACCGAGGACGUCUGGAAUGAUGAACAGUCAGAAUUUAUUUGCAAUACUGAGCAACCUGGCUGCAGGAAUGUGUGCUAUGAUGAGGCCUUUCCCAUCUCUCUCAUAAGAUACUGGGUCUUGCAAGUUAUCUUUGUGUCUUCUCCUUCUUUGGUGUAUAUGGGCCAUGCCUUAUACAGACUAAGAGCCUUAGAGAAAGAGAGACAGAAGAAGAAAGCUCAGGUGAGAGUGGAACUUGAAAGCACUGAAUUAGAAAUGACAGAAUAUCGGAAAAGGCUGGAGAGGGAACUCCGGCAGCUGGACCAAAGAAAGCUGAACAAAGCACCCCUGCGAGGUUCGUUGCUCUGCACUUACGUGAUACACAUUUUCACUAGGUCUGCAGUGGAAGUUGGUUUCAUGAUUGGGCAGUAUCUGCUUUAUGGGUUUCGCCUGGAUCCCCUUUAUAAAUGUCAAAGAGAUCCGUGUCCAAACGUAGUCGACUGCUUUGUAUCACGGCCAACAGAAAAGACAGUGUUCAUCCUGUUCAUGCAGUCAAUAGCGACCGUAUCAUUGCUUUUAAAUGUCUUAGAAAUUAUCCACCUCGGAUUCCGAAAAAUUAAAAUAGGUCUUUGUGGGCAGGAGGAAAACAAGGAUUACCGUGGCAAUUUCUACACAAACAAAUCCAAGAAAUACUCUGUGAUACCCCGCUCUUCUCUGGGAGUAUCUGCAACUCCUCAAAAAACUCUCCCUUCUGUACUUAGCGGUUAUGCCUUUCUAAUGGAAAAGCAAACCGACACUGCCAUCUACCCGGUCUUAAAUUCUGCUCCCAUGUUCCAGUCUAUUCAAAAUAACCACACAGAAAAUAGAGGCAAUCACACCCACCACAAUCAGGAAAACAAACUGCUGAAGAAAAAGCCAGCUACAAAUUCUUUAGCUGGUCAGACUCAGAAUGCCAGCACAAACUGCACUGAAGGCUUGCUGGGCAAGCUUGGGACCGAAAGGAGGAAUUCCCAGAAAGAAGCUGAUCAGAAACACUUCCUUGCUGGUACUCAGAAUGCAGAUACCACUUCAAGAAGCUUUGCUGAGAUGCUGUCGCAGCCCCCUCUGCAGCCUUUUCCCGUUGCCAGCCUCAGAAGACAGCACGGAAUCAUCUCCUCCUGGAACUGCUCCGCAGCGGCCGAGAGCGUCGGAUCCUCCACAAAUUCCCUCACAAAGAGCGGCAGCAGGAGACGGAGCAGCCUCAGCACGAGCCAAGGCCAACUGCCCCCCAAAGCCGACACCCGGCACCCCAGCCGCCCCAAUACCCCCGAUUCAGCAGGGGAGGCCAGCAUUGGCUCCAAGCAGAGCCGGGGCUGCGGCAGCCCCCAACCGCUGCCCUUAUCUGGGCGUCCAUCACUGUCGAGCAGUGCGAGCAGCCGGCGGGCCCCCACCGACCUGCAGAUAUAGCAGGGCUGCCCAAGCUCUGUGCUUGGCUAGCUGCUGGGCUUUGUGAUAGAAGCAAGAGCAGCCAUGAGCUGCUUCUUCCUCAUUCAGCUCUAGCCUUCCGCAGAGGUUAAGAUAGAAGUUGUGCGGCCCUUUUGCUUUUAGCUAAAUGACUUCUGAACCAUCUGCUUGCUUCGCUGGUGACGGAGGGGUGGCUUAAACCUCUGUGCCAAGCUUCUGCAUUAACCUUCCAGCUGCAAAGGAAAACGUACAUCAUGUAAAUCCACGUACAAAUCCACACAUGAGGAGAAGUCAGGAUUAAAAUUACAGCCGGCGAUACGUAAGCCGGAUAAAAGUAGAAGACAAAAUUCCAGUCUAAAAAUGUAUUUUAUGAAAACCAGUAAAUGAAAUUAGGUGAAAGAAGGCACUGGGAUACCUGAGAGAAAACAAUUAGCAAUAAAUAACAUUUUUAGAACCAGGAAAGCAGAAAAGGAACCAGGAAACCAGCACGGUGCUUUCGCUUGCAGCCACUUGACCGCAUCCACACCAAGUGUUGGCAUCAUUAAAAUCAUUCUCAGUAGGUGUUUCUCCAGCAGCUGUUGUUUUUUAUCUCUGUUCUCAUUCUGUGUGUAUUCAGUUACAGCUCUGUGUAACCGUGGGCGCUGUGGGGUUUGACACCACGGACACACACCGGUGCCAUUUAACCCCUACACUCCCUACAGUGUCUGCAAGCCACGUUUUGCCAUUUGACACCUCAAAAGUAAAACACGCGUUCACUGCACAGCCUAAAGAGCAGAGAGACGGCACUGAGGGGCUCGCGUGUGGCACGCAGUACGCUUCUGCCUGCUCGAGGUUAGAAAGGACCCCGCAUGGCAGGCAUGGAGCGCUCAGGUGGGCUCUUUUUAAUGGCCGGAUCAACCACGCUGCCCACACUGAC